UGGCCAGCAGUUCAUAUUUCGUACCUUUCUCCUUCCACCUUCGGUUUCCCUUCAACCGUUGUUCACCACAUAAAUUGAUGAACACAACACCACACUCUACAGAAACUUGUAAUUAAUCGAUAAAGAAAGUAUCCAUCUCUUUUCUUUGUCAUGAUGCAAUCUGUGCAAAUUUUAUUACUUGGUGAUUUUUUCAGUGGGAGUAGACGGCUUGUUAAUGGAAUUUAAUGGUGGGUUGAUGCGAAUGUGAGAUCUGGUGCGUUACGGCCUUGGAGAAAUUCUCUGUCGUGAUUUUUGUUCUUGUUUUUUAAGGGUCGUUGCGAUUGGGUUUUGAGUUUUGCUAGUGGGUUUUCUUCUUCAGAAUGAUGAACAACAUGCGAUUGGGUUUGGGUUUUGCUGGGAGAAGGAGUUGCUAUUGAAGAAGAAGUUGGAGGGAGGAGAACGUGAACUUGAAGGCUUGGGAGAAGGAAACCCUGAAGGGAGGCAAGAAGAAAGCAUUAGCUUCAGUCAUACUAUUUUUUUAAAAUAAAAUAAUGCCACAUCACCGGAUGUGCGAGCUGUGUAAAAAUAGAGUAAUGCUCAUGUGAUUGGGGGAUCACCGAGGACGGAGGAACAAGCUAGAGAGGGUAAGGAAAAUGAAUCAGGAAAGCAAUCAUACUUUCAAAACAAUUUUUUGAAUUUGAGUUGGUCAACUGCAUCUACAUUCGAUUGAUUUGAGCAAAGAAGGAAAGCAAGAGACUAAGAAGAGAAAAAAUGGCUUCAGCUCCGACGUUUUGCCCGAACCCAAGCCCUUGCACCAAUCGCAUCGUCUCCUCUUCAAGGAGACGGUUUACUAGCUUCGCCUUCGAAUCAGGCAGAACCUUGUUUGGCUCCGGCGUACCCUCCCGGAAUUUCUUUUCGCUGUCGACCCGAGUAAAUCGAACUGGGCCCGUUCCGAUUUCUGCUUCUUCUCAUACUUUUGAUGUGGUCAUCGUCGGAGCUGGAAUCAUCGGGUUGACUAUCGCCCGCCAGUUCCUGAUCGGUUCGGACUUGUCCGUCGCCGUCGUCGACAAAGCCGUCCCUUGUUCCGGUGCUACUGGUGCCGGGCAAGGCUAUAUAUGGAUGGUACACAAAACACCUGGAAGUGAGAAAUGGGAGCUGGCAAUGAGAAGCCGCAAAUUGUGGGAGAUGCUGGCAGAGAGCAUACAUGAUCAAGGUUUGAAUCCUGCUGAAGUUAUGGGUUGGAAGAAGAGAGGAAGCCUAUUAGUAGGUAGAACUCCUGAAGAAUCGGAUUUAUUAAAAAGGAGGGUGCAGCAGCUAUCUGAGGCUGGAUUGCGAGCAGAGUACAUGUAUAGUCAUGAUUUACUUCAAGAGGAACCUGCACUUACAGUUGGAGAAGAUGGUGGCGCUGCCUUUCUACCUGAUGACUCCCAAUUGGAUGCUCAACGUACUGUUGCAUUUCUUGAAAAGGGCAAUAGACUUUUUGCAUCAAAAGGCAGAUAUGCAGAGUUCUAUCAUGACCCGGUAACAAGUUUGUUGAGGUCUGGUAGCCAUGGGGAGGUCAAAGGUUUACAGACUUCCAAAAAUACCUUGUACAGUAAUAAGGCUAUUAUUGUUGCAGCUGGUUGUUGGAGUGGGUCUUUGAUGCAUGAAUUGUUUAAAGAAUCAGAUAUUUUGUUGGAUGUCCCCGUGAAGCCACGAAAGGGUCACCUCCUUGUGCUUGAAAAUUUCAAUGCCCUUCAACUAAAUCAUGGUCUAAUGGAGGUGGGUUAUAUUAAACAUCAAACCAUUUUAGCUUCAGAGCAACUUGAUCAUGGGCAAGCCUUGUCUGUUUCAAUGGGAGCCACCAUGGACACCUUGGGGAACCUUAUUUUGGGAAGUAGCCGCCAAUUUGCAGGUUUCAGCUCUGAAGUGGAUGAGCCUGUUGUUGCUCAAAUAUGGAAGCGUGCUGCGGAAUUCCUUCCCAAGUUAAGAGAAUUUCCCCUUUCGGACUUCGGUAGGAGCAGAAAAGUGAGAAUAGGACUACGUCCCUAUAUGCCUGAUGGGAAGCCAAUGAUCGGGCCUGUGCCUGGCAUGACGAAUGUGUUCCUUGCAACUGGGCAUGAAGGGGAGGGGCUUUCUUUGGCUUUGGGAACUGCUGAAAUGGUUGCAGAUAUGGUGCUGGGCAAUCCAGGGAGAGUUGAUAGUGCACCUUUCGCGGUUGAAGGCCGAGGUUGUUGAGUGUGAUUUCACUUUAAUUAUCAUGUGAUGAGAUAUCACUCCAACUCCAAGCAAACUGUAUGGUAAACAAGCAUGAGCUAAAAUGAACGAAGCCAUUUGUAUUGAGGCAAUGCAGCAAUGGUUUAGAGUUCUAAAGAAAA
Molecule: messenger RNA, 2336 nt
Organism: Juglans regia (Persian walnut)
Lineage: Eukaryota; Viridiplantae; Streptophyta; Magnoliopsida; Fagales; Juglandaceae
Product: glycine oxidase
Exons: 9
Coding region: 751-2196 (481 amino acids)
Cellular component (GO): cytoplasm
Molecular function (GO): oxidoreductase activity
Source: RefSeq, a predicted model, not a curated record